Molecule: messenger RNA, 2059 nt
Organism: Bombus terrestris (buff-tailed bumblebee)
Lineage: Eukaryota; Metazoa; Arthropoda; Insecta; Hymenoptera; Apidae
Gene: Surf1
Product: surfeit locus protein 1
Exons: 5
Coding region: 131-1057 (308 amino acids)
Biological process (GO): mitochondrial respiratory chain complex IV assembly
Cellular component (GO): membrane; mitochondrion
Source: RefSeq, a predicted model, not a curated record
ACUGUGUCUCGUGGUUCCGUGUCUAUUGGUAUAUACAUAUAACCUGAUGUUAUAUGUGCAUGUACAUAGUAUACAAUUACUGUUUAUUCUAAAACAUAACCUAUAACCAUCCAGGUGAAUAUCGACAAAAAUGAAUGUACCAACUAGAAGAAUUUUUAUGAAAGUAGGAAAACCAUAUAAUAUUAUCAUUGUUCGAUCUCUGAGCAAAGAAACUUUAUCUCAAUGGUGGUGUAAGCUUACAAAUCAGAAACCAAAUCGCAAGACUUUCAGAAGUGAUAUUUAUGGACAGGAACCUUAUAAAUCCAACUACGAAUCAAGUGAUAAAAUUAGUUUCCCUGCAUAUUGUUUAUUGAGUGUACCAAUUUGUGCAUUUUUGCUUGGUACAUGGCAAGUUCAAAGGCUUAAAUGGAAAACAGAUUUAGUGGAAAGGCUAAAAGAGCGUACUAGCCAUGAACCUUUUGAAUUACCAGAAAAUUUAGAUGAUUUGGAGACAAAGGAAUAUUAUCCUAUUAGAGUGAGAGGAACAUUUUUAUAUGAUAAAGAGUUUAUGGCAGCAAAUAGAAGCCUGAUAAAAGAUGGUAAACCAUCAGAUGCCAAUUUUUCUUUUGGAAGCAGAUCAGAAAGGGGAUAUCAUAUUAUUACACCCUUUAAGUUGGCAGAUAGAGACUUAACAAUUCUGGUAAAUCGUGGCUGGAUUCCAAAAACAUUAAAAAAUUCACCACAGAGACAUCAAUUUGAGGUAGAAGGUGAACAAGAAAUUGUAGGAAUUUUAAGAAUGAGUGAAAGAAGACCACCUUUUGUUCCUAAAAAUCGUCCACAUCAUAAUAUGUGGUAUUAUAGAGAUGUGAAUGAAAUGGCUGAAAAGGCAGACACAUCUCCUAUAUAUCUCGAAAUGAGCAUUAACAACAAUUUGAAUCAGUAUCCAAUUAGUGGUCAAACAAGAGUGGAAUUACGAAAUGAGCAUUUAAAUUAUCUCCUCACAUGGUAUUGUCUGUCUGGAGCUACUGCGUACAUGUGGUACUGGAAAUUCAUAAAAGGAAUACCAAUAGCAUAUUGAAAACAAGCAUUGAGUAUGCAUUUAGGUCAUAAAGAAAAUAGUUAUCACGCGCAUGUAUAUAUAAAAAUCAUAUAUUAUUAGUCUAAUAUUUUUUUGUAAUUUAAUCCUAGUAAUUUAAUAAAUAAAAUAUAUUGUUACAAUCAUUCUAUACCAUAACAAAGUGAUUGUACUAUGCUAAUAAAAAAAUAUCAAUUCUUCAUUAAAAAAUGUCGCUUUUUAUUAUUAUAACAACAACAGUGAUAACCACUACCAACAAAAUUGUCAACAAUGGUCAUGGUAUACAAUUACAUUGAAGAAGUCAGCAUAGAAAAUACAAAUAUGAAAAUAUACCAUACAAAUAUGAAAAUACACCAUGUACUUUUCUUUCCUUUUUUCUUUUUAAUCAUUACAUGUACGUAUUUACUCUAGUGUAAUAAUCACGGCUUUCGCAAUCCGCGAGUAACCGUUUAAAUGAUAACUACGAAAAGGGGACAUAUUUAUUGAACUUUUCAAUUUGUCGUGCCUUCAGGAAAUUCCGUGAUUGACAGCCAUACGUAUAUCAUCGUAACAACAUAUAAUUGAUCAUGGCACCCUCCAGCAUUUUCAGGUACUGAAAGAGGUAUUAUAUUUGUCUUUUUAUUAAAUUUGAAAGAUGAACAUAUAUCACGUUUGAACGUAGCAUAUGAAAUACAAAGUUUUACAUAUAUUCUGAAAUAACGAGUACCUGUCCAGACCAACAAUUUUGUAAACGGUGUAUAUUAUCAUCUUACGUCAUUUUAAACAAAUAUAUAUAUCUCCUCGAACGUAUUAUAAAAUGAAAGAAAUAUACAGUAGUUUUGCACAAAUUACUGUGUUUGUUAUCCUAAAUCGGUAACGCCUCAAAUCCAUCAAGUGACACGUUGCAGAUUGAUCAUGAAACUUGUUUCGAGGAAUGUAAUAUGCAGUAGAUAAUAUAUCAAGGUAAUUCAAGAGCUAUUAAUAUAAAUAUUAAUUUCAUGCAUUUCCUUUUCUAUUUCUUUCUAA